Molecule: messenger RNA, 647 nt
Organism: Branchiostoma floridae (Florida lancelet)
Lineage: Eukaryota; Metazoa; Chordata; Leptocardii; Amphioxiformes; Branchiostomatidae
Product: late histone H1-like
Exons: 1
Coding region: 62-577 (171 amino acids)
Biological process (GO): negative regulation of DNA recombination; nucleosome assembly; chromosome condensation
Cellular component (GO): nucleus; nucleosome
Molecular function (GO): structural constituent of chromatin; nucleosomal DNA binding; double-stranded DNA binding
Source: RefSeq, a predicted model, not a curated record
CUUACACUUCAAUCCCGCAAAGACUUCAGAUCGUACAAUCUCGAAAUCUGUCCUGGAAAUCAUGUCGUCCCCCAAGAAAGUCGUGAAGAAGAAGGCUCCGGCCGCCCACCCUGCCUCCAGUGUGAUGGUUACUACAGCCGUCACCACCUUGAAGGAGCGCAAUGGUUCCUCCCUGGCUGCCAUCAAGAAGUUCUGCGCAGCCAACUACAAGUUUGAUGUGGAGAAGAAGGCCUUUGUCCUCAGGCGUGCCGUGAAGACACUGGUUGAGAAGGGCACCCUCAUCCAGACCAAGGGCAAGGGCGCCUCAGGCUCCUUCAAGCUGAAUGUCGCUGCAAAGAAGGCUGCCGUGAAGAAACCCAAGGCGAAGAAGCCAGCGGCAAAGAAACCCAAGGCGAAGAAGGUGAAGAAGUCACCAAAGAAGGCCGCGAAGAAGCCGGCAAAGAAGACGAAAUCACCGAAAAAGGCAAAGAAGCCAGCAGCGAAGAAGGCCAAGAAACCAGCUGCCAAGAAGGCGAAGAAGCCGGCAGCCAAGAAAGCCAAACCCGCCAAGAAGGCCGCCAAGCCCAAGAAGAAGUAAUUUAUUUACUGCAUCGACUCACCGGCCCUUUUCAGGGCCACCCAUCCACUCAAAAAAGAGCUGUACCACA